CAUCAGGACAGUGACCAUAAAACAGGUGUUUUGUGGAUAUUGAAUGCUGUGUGCAUGCAGCUGCACUCCAAAGAGCGAUUGGCUGAUACCUGACCUGAUGUCCCAAGUAUUAAAAGGAGGUCAAAAAAGAAGUUAGUGCCAUCAGUUGAGUCGUGAUUUUUAUGCGAAAGGACAUCUUCCGUAGAACUCACUUUAUUGCGAAACCGAGUGGACUUCAAAAUGAUCCGAAGCAAAACCGGUGUCGACUGCUCGCGCCCCGCCCACGUGAUGUACAUGGUCGUGCUCUGGGGUUUCAUCCUGCUCGCUAUGGUGAUGGACUCCCAUGGUUCAAUGAUCUCAUCACCAGGAAAUACGUUUGUCUUUGGAACCAAGCCAAUGGAAGAAUGCGGAAAUUUUACAUACGCGUUCAAGCGGCCCAGGAACUUUCAAGACUGUAUUGGCAAAGAGAUGGUGUACUCAAAAGCCGCGGUCGCCUGCGAGAGUACAGCUUGUUCGAAAGUUGGUCGGGACAUAUUGAAGAAAGGUGGUCAUGCAGUUGAUGCCGCCGUAGCCGUUCUAUUGUGUGUCGGGGUGCAGAAUCCGGAGGCGUCCGGAAUCGGAGGCGGCCUUCUCAUGAACAUCUACGACAGGAAGAAGAAACAGUCCUUUCCAAUAGAUGGCCUCACGACAGCGCCGGCAGCAGCUGCAGAUUUAGAGCAAUAUGCUGACAAAGAGAAUCAAGCAAAAGGACUCCCUUCGAUAGCAGUUCCAGGGGCGAUGGCUGCCUUACAGGCAGCACACAAUCGAUUCGGCCGCCUUCCCUGGGCCGAGUUAUUUGAACCAAGCAUCAAGAUGAUGGAGGAAGGUGUCCCCCUUGAUUUCUCUACGGCAGAUGCCCUCGUCUAUCCGGACUUUGUCAACGAGACUAUGAUUGAGGAUGUAAAAACAAAUCCAUCACUGAGAGCAUUGUACCUUGACGAAUCGACAGGAGCACCCAAAGAGGAAGGAGACAUCGUGUUCUAUCCAAAGCUCGCUAAGACUUACAGACGACUUGCUCAGUUCGGUGGAGUUGAUUUCUACAAGGGCAAGAUAGCCAGGGAUAUCGUAAAGGAGCUAAGAGGACGUUUCACUUCGAAGGACCUUUCCAACUAUUCCGCCAGGUGGCGGGAUGCAAUAGCCGACUAUGUUAGUGGUCAUCGAUACUACACGCUUCCACCGCCCUCUUACAGUGGUCUGAUACCACUCUUUUUCCGCAUUCUUGAAGGUUUUCACAUGACAAAGAAGGACCUCGAAGAAGGACCCGAGCAGGCUGCCUUGUUUUAUCACAGAUUCGUAGAAGCAGGAAAAUUCGUAUAUAAGACAAGGAAAUAUCUGGCUGACCCGGACUUUUAUCCAAAUAGCAUAAAGAAUUUAACCAAAUUAUUGACACAGGAAUAUGCUGAUGCAUUGCGCGCUAAGAUUGACGACAGCAGAACAUACAGAGACGCACAACAUUACGAGGACAUCAUGAUUGAUGAAGGAAAUAAGCUUGGAACCUCUCAAGUGACGAUCGUGGACGAAGAGGGGAACGUAGCGUCCGUUACCAGCUCAAUUAAUUUGCACAUGGGUUCAAAGGUGGUUGGUAGCCGAAGCGGCAUCAUCUACAACGACCUGAUGUCUGACUUCACAUACCCUGGCGUUACACCAGUAGGCAAAAUGGUUCAGCUUUUCCCCGUCCCUGGGAAGCGAAUAAUGACCCACACCAGUCCCUUCGUGAUGGUCGACGAGAAUGGGGACGUCAAGUUUGCGGGCGGAUCGUCGGGGGCUCAUCGCAUCACAACAACGAUCGCGCAGGUCCUGGCCAACAUUUUUAUCUUCAAAAAGACACUGAAAGAAUCCAUUGACGAUCCUAGGUUGUAUAACUUAAACCUGCCACUUAACCAGAACACUCUUGUUAACCCAGACUUCAAGAAUAAGGAGAUCCUAAAUCUGCUGGAGAAGAAGGGACACCAGAUCUAUUUCUACUGUUACAUACCGUCAGGAUUCCACGGGAUCCUGGCACAAGACGGAAAACUACACGCUUACGUCGAUCACAGGAAAUUUGGCUGCCCUGCCGGGUAUUAAAAAUAAACAUUUCGAAGAUUCAAUUAUCAAUCAUUGAUUGUUGAUUUGUUUUAAUUUGCUGUCGAUUAGUGAUGUCAAAUUGAAUGGAAACACCCAAUUUCGGACCAAAACUAAGGGAGGUUCUAUUGUAUACACAAAAAGGUGCUCCCUUUCGCAAACGUUAUUACUCUCGAAGACUCCUUAUUUUACAUGUGAAGAGUAGCAUAUUUUUUGCCAUUUAUGUACAAAUUGAACCAGGUCCAUUCCACAAACGGGGUUAUAAAAUCCACCAAGCAAGAGAGUGAACUGAUCUUUUGUCUAACAUAGUAAAAAUGCGAGUGCUUGAACUGAUCUUUUUCCUAAAAUAGUAGGAAAGCGAUAGUUUGAACCGAUAUGUUGUCUAAAAUAGAGGCAAAACGUUAACUUGAACCGAUAUUUGUCCCUAAUCCGACUGAUGCAUGAUUUCAUUUAAUAUUUUAUAAA
Lineus longissimus is the source of this 2544-nucleotide messenger RNA. Its product is annotated as glutathione hydrolase 1 proenzyme-like. The coding region runs from base 220 to 2082 and encodes 620 amino acids. NCBI's taxonomy places the organism in Eukaryota, Metazoa, Nemertea, Pilidiophora, Heteronemertea, Lineidae. Gene Ontology annotation, biological process: glutathione catabolic process. Gene Ontology annotation, cellular component: plasma membrane. The record is from RefSeq and is a predicted model, not a curated record. Gene Ontology annotation, molecular function: glutathione gamma-glutamate hydrolase. The transcript is spliced from 12 exons.